Messenger RNA from Rhododendron vialii, 1502 nucleotides. Its product is annotated as transcription repressor OFP14-like. Gene Ontology annotation, biological process: negative regulation of DNA-templated transcription. The transcript has a single exon. The record is from RefSeq and is a predicted model, not a curated record. Bases 297 to 1199 code for a protein of 300 amino acids. NCBI's taxonomy places the organism in Eukaryota, Viridiplantae, Streptophyta, Magnoliopsida, Ericales, Ericaceae.
GUUAAGGAGAGAACUUCGUUUUAUUUUAGGUAACUACAUUCUUAUAGUAUUGAUCGAUACCAGAUAAUCUUAUUAGAUGGUGCAACUCAUGUAUAUUUACCAUUAUACCUUCUUACGUUAACAAAAUCCAGUAGUAUAUAAUCUCAUUAAUUUCAAACUUUGCAUGAAAAGAUCAUUAAAUUUGGAACACAAGCAGUAAAUAGAAUAACCCCUACUUUUAAUGCUUUAAGAAAACGUUUUCCCCUUCAUUAGCACUUUAUGUCAUAUUGUAUGUUACUUUCAUUCUUGUUCUUGACAUGUAUAAAGCCACACCCAUAUCCCCAUUAUCUACACAAACCCAUUCACAGCAGCAAACAAACAGAAAGCCAGAAAAAAUGCCAAAACCCCAAAAAACUCUUGAAGACUACCUCUCCAAGGUGAAAAAAAACCCCACUCCACACAUCCAUUUCCCAUCUAAGAAGAUCUCUUCUUCCACCAGUUGGAUCCUCAGAGGGUGUAAGCACCCAAAAACACACUCCUUUGCUUUGGAUCGCAAAGUGAAGGAGGGCCUUAAGAAUGAUGAUCGUGAUGCAGCAACGCUUGCAGAUAUCGAUCGUUUCCUCUUUGAAAACUUCAAGUCAUUUUAUAUAAACGACGAUGAUGGAGAAACCGAGAAGAUGGGUAGUUGUAAAGAUGGUAAUGCAGGAAAAACAGGUGGGGUUUUACUUGAAUCCCCUCGGGUUAUCAAUCCAAUGCCGGAUGUUUGUAGCACUCAUCGGUUCUUUGCAGGCUCUGGCUCGUCUAGUUCACUGAUGGAGGAAUCCAGGACGAGUAUUACAACCACAUCAGAGGGAAUAGGCUCAAGCUCCACCCCCACCACCUCCGCCACCAGUGCAGAAACAACCACCGAAGUUGGUGGUGAUCCUAAGGAAGUCGUGGGCACCGAUGAUUUUAUUGCUGUUUUCACUUACUCUCCGAGUCCAUACGAUGAUUUCAGGCACUCAAUGGAGGAAAUGAUUGAAGCCAGGUUGCGUCAUCAGGGGAAGGUAGAUUGGGAAUUCAUGGAAGAGCUUUUGUUUUGCUUCUUGGAUUUGAAUGACAAAAAGUCAUACAAGUACAUACUGAGCGCUUAUGUUGACCUGAUCACGGUUUUACGUGAGAACUCUGGCAAGGUUCCAGCAAGAUCAAGUUCGGUCAACCAACGAAAGGAGAUGGAGUAAAGAUGAGAUCAACACGUAAGGUUUUUGUUUUCAAAGAACAAAUAACCCUCACAUGCAAUUUUUGCAUGUGACAUGAGAUAUAUAUUUUAAUAGUAACGUAUACAGCUUCAUAUAACAGCUAUGUUGGAGAGUAAAACCUUAGUACGAUUCGAAGUUUUGUAUGUUUGUGAUUUUUGGCGAGAUUUCAUAGAUAUGAAAUAGUAAGCCUUGUCUGUUGUACGUACCCGGUGCUUACACCUUAACCAUCACAGUCUCCAGCCACAAUAAUAUUACAGCUUUGUUUUGGGGUAUAUAUCAUCUCUC